GUGAGCUGAGCGGCGCCGGAAGGCCACGGUGGUGGAGACCUCGUGGAGGACGCGGCAGGAUGGGGCAGACGGGGCGGUCUCGGCACCAGAAGCGCGCGCGAGCCCAGGCGCAACUGCGCAACCUUGAAGCCUACGCCGCACAGCCGCACUCGUUCGUGUUCGCUCGGGGCCGCGCGGGUCGCGGUAUCCGGCAGCUCAGCCUGGACUUGCGGCGGGUCAUGGAGCCACUCACCGCCACCCGCCUGCAGGUACGGAAGAAAAACUCUUUGAAGGAUUGUGUGGCAGUGGCUGGACCCCUUGGGGUCACACACUUCCUGAUCUUGAGCAAAACGGAAACCAAUAUUUACUUUAAACUGAUGCGCCUCCCAGGAGGCCCCACUUUGACCUUCCGGAUCAACAAGUACACACUGGUACGGGAUGUGGUCUCCUCCUUGCGACGGCACCGCAUGCACGAACAACAGUUUUCCCACCCACCCCUUCUGGUGCUCAAUAGCUUUGGCCCCCAUGGCAUGCAUGUGAAGCUCAUGGCCACCAUGUUUCAGAACCUGUUUCCCUCCAUCAAUGUGCACAAGGUGAACCUCAACACUAUCAAACGCUGCCUUCUCAUCAACUACAACCCUGACUCCCAGGAGCUGGAUUUCCGUCACUAUAGCAUCAAAGUCGUCCCCGUGGGUGCAAGUCGUGGGAUGAAGAAGCUUCUCCAGGAAAAGUUCCCCAACAUGAGCCGCCUUCAGGACAUCAGCGAGCUGCUGGCCACGGGUGCAGGGCUGUCAGAGAGCGAGGCAGAGCCAGACGGUGAGCAUAACAUCACUGAGCUGCCACAGGCCAUCGCCGGGCGAGGCAACAUGAGGGCACAGCAGAGUGCUGUCCGGCUCACUGAGAUUGGCCCUCGAAUGACAUUGCAGCUCAUCAAGAUCCAGGAGGGCGUUGGGGAGGGGAAUGUGCUGUUCCACAGUUUUGUGCACAAGACUGAGGAGGAGCUGCAGGCUAUCCUGGCAGCCAAGGAGGAGAAGUUGCGACUCAAGGCCCAGAGGCAAGACCAGCAAGCCCAGAACGUCCAACGCAAACGGGAACAGCGAGAGGCCCACAAGAAGAAGAGUCUGGCAGGCAUGAAGAAGGCAACGGUGGCUGACGGGGACAGUGAUGCUGAGGACCCCGGGGCUCCUCCUGAGGCAGAGGGGGCCAGCCCGCAGGAAGAGGAGGAUGAACUGGAGUAUUUCCGCCAGGCGGUGGGCGAGGAACCUGAUGAGGACAUGUUCCCAACAGCAGCCAAGAAGAGACAGCCUGCCUGGCCCCCAGGCAAAAAGCAGCGGGUAAAGAAGCAGAGGCUGGACCAAGGGGGUGCCACAACCUGUCCAGUCAACAUUUCAGCACCUGUUGAUCGUACCCUCCAUGAGGUCCAGGAAAAAUUUCUGUGGCCCAUUCUAUUGGCUGAGUUCUUGGUAGCCCUAGCUGGCAAUGGCCUGGCCCUAUACCGUUUCAGCACAAGGGAGCCACGCCCAUGGCACCCAGUUGUGGUCUUCUUGGUCCAGCUGGCUGUCAGUGACCUGCUCUAUGCCCUGACGCUGCCCCCUCUGGCUGCCUACUUCUACCCCCCCAAGCACUGGCGCUACGGGGAGGCUGCAUGCCGCCUGGAGCGCUUCCUUUUCACCUGCAACCUGCUGGGCAGUGUCAUCUUCAUUACCUGCAUCAGCCUCAACCGCUACCUGGGUGUCGUCCACCCCUUCUUUACCCACAGCCGUCUGCAGCCAAAGCACACCUGGGCCAUCAGUACUGCUGGCUGGGUGGUGGCAGCCUUGCUGGCCGCUCCCACACUCAGCUUCUCCCAUCUGAAGGGGCCACAAGAAGGCAACUGCACCGUGGAUAGGCCUGAGGCUUGCAUCAAAUGCCUGGGGACAGCAGAUGACAACCAUUUGGAGGCCUACAGAGCCUACAGCCUGGUGCUGGCAACACUGGGCUGUGGCCUGCCAUUGCUGCUCACCUUGGUGGCCUACAGCGCCCUUGGGCAUGCUUUGCUGCACAGCCACAGCAUGACGGUGGCUGAGAAGCUGCGGGUAGCAGUGCUGGUAGCCAGCGGAGUGGUCCUCUAUGCUAGCUCCUAUGUGCCCUACUAUGUCACCUGGGUGCUCAACAUACAUGCCCGGCAGCAGUGGAGAGCCCGCUGCCCAGACUUUGUGAACAACGCCCAGGCCAUGGAGGAGCUGGACUGGGGGACCUACGUGAGUCAUCAAGUUGCACGAGGCCUCAUACCCCUGGCCAUCUGCAUCCACCCACUGCUCUACAUGGCUGUCGCACCCAGCCUGGGCUCCUGCCGCCAACACUGCCUCAGCUGCAUCAGGAGGCAAACCCCAGAAGACACUAAGAGCUCCAGCCAAGCCCUGUCUCUUGGUGUUACGGCUGCCCCCCAAUCUGCACAGCCUCAGUCCCUAAGCUGAGUCAGUGACCUGGACCAUGUGUAGCUUCCU
Molecule: messenger RNA, 2465 nt
Organism: Talpa occidentalis (Iberian mole)
Lineage: Eukaryota; Metazoa; Chordata; Mammalia; Eulipotyphla; Talpidae
Gene: P2RY11
Product: purinergic receptor P2Y11
Exons: 13
Coding region: 60-2435 (791 amino acids)
Biological process (GO): rRNA processing; G protein-coupled receptor signaling pathway; neuronal signal transduction
Cellular component (GO): plasma membrane; preribosome, large subunit precursor
Molecular function (GO): rRNA binding; G protein-coupled ATP receptor activity; neurotransmitter receptor activity
Source: RefSeq, a predicted model, not a curated record